Molecule: messenger RNA, 1361 nt
Organism: Brassica napus (rape)
Lineage: Eukaryota; Viridiplantae; Streptophyta; Magnoliopsida; Brassicales; Brassicaceae
Product: putative F-box protein At1g31000
Exons: 2
Coding region: 35-1186 (383 amino acids)
Molecular function (GO): protein binding
Source: RefSeq, a predicted model, not a curated record
AAAUUGUAGAGUGAGAGAACUAGGGUUUCCGACCAUGAGAAGAAGUCUCCGUCUUUGCAACAAGAGGAAAACAAAUGUUGUCCCCUUGGAUCUACAGAUCGAGAUUCUUAACCGCUUACCUGCAAAAUCCCUAGUUAGGUUUUUGGUCGUAUCCAACUCAUGGCAAGAAAUCAUCCGCAGCAAUUCUUUCAUCAGAUCAUUUCCCUUUCGAUCAUUGACUCAGGCUCAGCCUUUGCGUUUCCUCCUCGCUUUGCACGAUAAAGAUGACCAAACGGGACGCCUAAGUUGCAGCUUCUUCUCUUCUUCUUCUUCUUCGCUAUCGUCGUCCUCAACAUCAAUAUCAACCACUUUUCUAUCCAAAAUAACAUUUCCUCUCCGUUGUCGAGCCUCGUACCGUAGUUAUUACGUUAAUGGUCUGAUGAACAUUGGUGAGAUCAUAUGUAACCCUUGCACCGGAAAGACCAUAUCCUUACCAAGGGAUAAAAGACCAGCCUUCUCCACACGCUUUUUCGGAUAUGAUCCUGUCAAUAAUCAGUACAAAGUCUUGUGCAUCACCCCGCAUCGACUCUCAACACAGCAUGACUUUCAGAAAAUCAAAUUUGUAACCUUUCAGGUAUUCACAUUGGGAGCAAAACCAAAAUCAUGGAGAUUUAUCGAUUGUGACAUUCCUCACCGUACCUGGUCUAACGGUCUGUGUAUAGAUGGUUCUGUGUACUACAUUGCGUACACGGGCGCAGUAACUAUGAGUCUGAUGAGAUUUGAUUUGAACUCUGAGAAGUUUCAUAUCUUUGCUAGAGUAUCUGAAGAAAUGAAAGCUUUUUGUUAUUUGGAGAACGGUUCAAGAACUUUGAUAAACUACCAUGGCAAAGUAGCCACAGCUAUUCAAACUUCUUAUGAGCCACCUACAAUUGAUUUGUUCAUUUUCGAAGCAGGGAAACAGGAUUACAAAGAGAAGUCUUUCGAUAAUCUUCCCCAGCUUCAUUUGCGUGUGAAAAGUGUUAUUAAUCGAGCGGGUGAUGACAUUAUUUUUGCUCCUCACCAUUCCAGAAGUGUGGCUACUGUUAUCCACCACGAUCUCAAGGGAGCUAGUUUUAAGAUGAUGAAGUUUGAAGUUGACGUUAAGGGAGAUUGGUUUACUGAAUCAAAUUGUUUCGUGGAUUACGUAGAGAGUCUUAUGCUGCUGUAAGCUAGAGAGAGUUGUUAUUAUUUCCUUUGUUUGAUGUGGGAUGUUCCCAGUACAUUUCAUGGCUCUUGUCUCAACAUAUUUGUUCUCUCAUGUUCGCAUUCACUCUUUCCUCUUUUCAAAUUUCUAUUUAUAUAUGCACUACAAGAAAAAGUUCAUAUACCGAGGGCACAUAUUA